UGUACCUGAUUCUUUGCACCACUUGUCAUUUUUCAUGAAAAACCCAACAAAACUGCAAGAGGUUUUACUCGACAACAAUUGCUAAAUUUUUCCAAGUGGUUUUGCAACGAUUGGCGGACAAAAAAGGUGCUAAAUAGGCGCCUGGAGCUGUGAGCGGUCAGCCAUUAGCGACCCGGAGUAUUUAGCACUUUUUUUAGCGGCAAGAAUUUAGCAACAGGUUGCGACGGAAAAGCGACUUUCGAGAUGAGUUGUGCGGCGCCCCGAUGUCGACCAAAAUGUGGGCCAUGUGGACCGUGUGGACCAUGUGGACCCUGCGGCGGUUGUGGAUCCGGCUGCUCGCCCAGCGGCCGAGGUGGCCGCUGUGGAUCCUGCUGCGGAUCAGGCGGGCCCUGCAGGGGAUCCUGUGGCGGAUCCUGCGGUGGAUGCUGCAGUGGAUGCUGCAGUGGAUCCUGCGGCGGAUGCUGCGGUCCGCCGCCCUGCGCGGUGGUCUCAUACCGCCUGAACUGCGGCCCCGUGGGUCCCGUGCUGCCCGGCAUGAAGUGCACCUUGAACUGCAACUGCAACUGCGGAUGUUGCAAUGGCAGCUGUGCCCCGCCCUUCUACUUUGUGCCGAACAAUUGCCGAAAUUGCUGGGAAUGGGGCUGUUUUGGGCCCCUUUACUAGUGCCUCGUACUUUCCUUUUGUUGCACUUUUGAUGGAACUUUUCAUAUAUUUGAAUGCAAUAAAUUCACGUGUCAGCCAGA
Messenger RNA from Drosophila ficusphila, 743 nucleotides. Its product is annotated as small cysteine and glycine repeat-containing protein 4. Bases 244 to 663 code for a protein of 139 amino acids. NCBI's taxonomy places the organism in Eukaryota, Metazoa, Arthropoda, Insecta, Diptera, Drosophilidae. The transcript has a single exon. The record is from RefSeq and is a predicted model, not a curated record.